UCUGCUAAAUUAAUCAAUCAAUUCAAUUAAUAAAGAAAUAAUAAACCACACUUCUUUUUCCUUAAUUAUAUUUGUGUAUUAAAAAUAAAAACAAAGCUUGACUUGGCUAGAAAAACUCCUCAGUCUGCGUUCAUUUUCAACAGUUUUAUUUGCAGGCUUCAGAUUUCCCCUCUUUGAUAGGUAGAUAUUGAUAAUUUUUAAAAGAAACUAAAUAAAAGCAUUUUUUUCACCUUAAAUAAAAAUACUGUUUUCCAUUUUUAUCUUUUCAAAAUGAUUUGAAAUUGCUGUCCACACUUGGUCAGUCCACUGUUUGUAAUGUAGGAAUGUCUGUGUGUACAAUGUGUGUAUGCACGUGUCUGUGUGUGUGUGUGUGUUGAGCUCUGUACUGCUGGUUGGAUAUCAAUGCUAGCUCAGGGAUUCCUGUGCACAUUAGUGGCUGCAUGAGUUGUGGAGUUGUGGUGUGUGUGUGUGUGUGUAUGUGUGUGUGUGUGUGUGUGCCGCUCGCCCUGCCCCUAUCUUCAUAACCCCUGCCCUAUUCUGUCCCUGUCUCUCUCUCCUGUUGUCCCAGCAUGGCUGCAGGAUGGCUGCUCUGUGGACUCUCUCUGUGUUGCUCUCCGCCUGCCUAUUGUGGCCUGUAUGUUUGGCCCUGACCCCCCCUGCUGAGCUCCCUCAACCCCACAACCUGCCCCCCUUGCUGGGCUUCAACAGUAGCGAUGGCAGCCCGUCAGUGGAUCUGCCCAUGGCCUUGAGGGUUUUCAGCGUGGACUAUCACCAUGUGCAGGCUCCCUUUGAGAUUGUGCUGUGGAUCAUGCUGGCCUCACUGGCCAAGCUGGGUUUCCACUGGUCGGGUCGAGUCCCAGCAGUUUUCCCAGAGAGCUGUCUCCUUAUCAUGGUGGGCCUUCUGGUUGGAGGGGUCAUCUACGGCGUUCGUCACUCUGCUCCCCCGACUCUCAGCGCUGAUGCUUUCUUCCUCUUUCUGCUCCCGCCUAUCGUCUUGGACGCAGGAUAUUUCCUGCCGGGGAAGCUGUUCUUUGAAAACCUGGGUACAAUCCUCUGGUACGCGGUGCUUGGCACCUUAUGGAACGUACUAGGCAUCGGCCUGUCCCUGUAUGGUGUGUGCCUGCUGGCCCAGAGCUCUCUUGGAGAUGUAUCUCUACUCCACUGCUUGCUCUUUGGCUCUCUGAUCGCUGCUGUCGAUCCCGUGGCCGUGCUUUCCGUCUUCCAGGAGAUGCAUGUCAACGAGCAGCUUCAUAUCUUGGUGUUUGGAGAGUCGCUGCUCAACGAUGCCGUUACCGUGGUCCUCUACAAGCUGUUUGAGUCCUUCCUCCGUCUUCCGUCAGUGUCAGGGCUGGAUGUGCUGCUGGGGGGCUGCAGGGUGGUGGUGGUGGGCCUCGGAGGCCUGUUUGUGGGCCUCUUCUUUGGCCUGUUGGCGGCACUCACCUCACGUUUUACCUCCAGAGCUCAGGUCAUUGCCCCGCUCUUUGUCUUCCUCUACUCCUACUUGUCCUACCUGACCUCAGAGAUGCUUCACCUCUCUGGUAUCAUGGCCAUUGUGACCUGUGCCGUGACCAUGAAGCAGUAUGUGGAGGCUAACGUCUCUGAGCGCAGCAACACCAGCAUCCAGUACUUCCUGAAGAUGUGGAGCAGCGUGAGCGAAACCCUCAUCUUCAUCUUCUUGGGUGUCUCCACAAUACAGGAUGUUCAUAUGUGGAGCUGGCCCUUCGUCUGCUCCACGCUGCUGCUCUGCCUCGCCUGGAGGGCCACAGGUGUUCUCUUGCUGACCGCUGUGGUGAAUAAGCUCAGGAGGAACACCGUGACCUUUCGAGACCAGUUCAUCAUCGCCUACGGAGGCCUGAGAGGGGCCAUCUGCUUCUCCCUCGUGUUCCUGAUUGAUGACUUCCCGAAGAAAAGACUCUUCAUCACAACUACCAUUGUAGUCAUCCUCUUCACUGUUUUUGUACAGGGGAUGACCAUUAAGCCUCUGGUGGAGCUGCUGGAUGUGAAGAGGAAGAAGAGAGCUCUGCCUACUGUCAGUGAAGAGAUCCACAGCAGGCUCAUUGAUCACCUGCUGGCAGGAAUUGAAGAUGUGGUUGGUUACUGGGGGCAGCACUACUGGAAAGACAGGUUUGAGCAGUUCAACAGGAAGUACCUUCGUCGUUUCCUGAUCCGUGAGGAUCACCAGGCUCCUUCCAGCAUCCUCAGAGUUUAUCAGGAGCUGGAGAGGAGGGAGCAGAGGAGAGAUGAGGAGGCGCCACCAAUAGAGGACCCUCGCUCUCACAGCCGUCCACUCUUACCAGAGGAGAUGGACAGCAUCAGACGAAUUCUCUCCAGGAACCUUCAAAACUUCAACAAAAAGCAGACACCAGCUUACAGCAGACACACUUUGCACCAGGACACCACCAUGGACAAAACAAGGAAGCCUCUUUACAGACACCACAGUCUGGGAGAGAGAUACAAGUAUAAUACAAUCACGCACUGGCCACAGGGUGAAGAUGGGGAGUUCAAUGGCUCACACAGAGUGAGAGCAGGACUCUGCAGGUCUCACACAGUGUGCGCCGUAGGUCCGAGACCCGUCCUCCAAGACUCGUCAGCGCCAGCAGCCUCAGCUCAGAGAGGGCCAGCGGAUCCAAAGUCUGCAGCUACCAAAGAGGACCAGGUCUUUCCACAAAACCAAGCGCCUGUAGGGGGAGAAGCUCCAAAGAAACAACUCAGCUUUGUUUUGGAGAACGAGAAGCAGCCCUGAAACUGACAGAAAGAGAAGAAAAAGAAUGUAAACAGUGAAUUCAGUGUGUCCAGUUAUU
Molecule: messenger RNA, 2801 nt
Organism: Larimichthys crocea (large yellow croaker)
Lineage: Eukaryota; Metazoa; Chordata; Actinopteri; Sciaenidae
Product: sodium/hydrogen exchanger 2
Exons: 13
Coding region: 581-2743 (720 amino acids)
Biological process (GO): proton transmembrane transport; regulation of intracellular pH; potassium ion transmembrane transport
Cellular component (GO): plasma membrane
Molecular function (GO): sodium:proton antiporter activity; potassium:proton antiporter activity
Source: RefSeq, a predicted model, not a curated record